AUGGCAGAUUCCGGUACUUCUCUUCAUUCAUCGGGGAGUGAACGCGAGUCGAACAGGGUCAGCUGUCACUCCAACCACGCCGACGCUGACGUCGAGGCCAAAGCCAAUAAUACGCAGCGCAGGAAGCUUCAAAACCGGAAUAAUCAAAGAGCACACCGGCUGCGGAUGAAGCAGCAAGUCUCGAUGUCUUCACGGACGUUGUCGCGCCCAUUUGAAGUCAGACGCUGGCGCCUCGACGAAUUCGAUAAUGACGCCUCUCAGAACGUCUCGUCAGCAUCAGGAAGCGAAUCAAAACCUGCCGCCGAAUGCGCUUGCGUUAUUCAAGGGCCACUGUCGCCCACCGCCGCCAAUGCCCAGAAGCCUCUAAACCCCCCGUCCUUCAUCUUCCCACUUUCAACCGACCACCUCCUCCAUCUCGUCCAGUACAAUGUCUUUCGCGCUUUCGUUGCGAACAAACGCACUCUCAACAUACUUCUCACAGGCCAAACUAAUAAGCCUUCUUCUCCAACCACCUGUCCAAUCAGCGGUCCUUACCGUGAUGACACUUGUGUCUAUCCCCUGAAUCCUAAUAUUCCACCCUGCCUCAUCCCAACCCGCCUUCAGCAAAUCCGGCUGCAUUCUCUGUACAUCAAUCUCUUUCCAUUCCCUCGCUUUCGUGACAAUCUAAUAAGGCACGAAGGGGAAUUUGACCACUGGGAGCUUCUACAAGACCUCAUCGGUGAGCUCAUGAGCAUGACACCGACUCGAGAGCGACAAGGUACCCCCGUCACCAUCACCGUUUCCGACCCCAAGCCCAAAGGGACCUCCCCCUUCACCGCAGAAUCUCACGAAGAUGGCAUCACUGCGAACCGCAAGGGCCUCAUUGUUUGGGGCGAGCCGCACGACAUACGGAGCUGGGAGGCCACCCCCGGCUUUCUUGAGAAGUGGUCGUGGGCAGUGGAGGGAUCUGAUGACUUGGUUGAAGCUAGUAAUUGCUGGAGGCUGAAGAGAGGAGAAGCUCCCAUACGUCUCUCUGGACCGAGGAGGUAG
This is a messenger RNA of Colletotrichum abscissum, 1029 nucleotides long. RefSeq lists its product as uncharacterized. Lineage: Eukaryota; Fungi; Ascomycota; Sordariomycetes; Glomerellales; Glomerellaceae. The record is from RefSeq and is a predicted model, not a curated record. The coding region runs from base 1 to 1029 and encodes 342 amino acids. The transcript is spliced from 2 exons.